GUUCGGGCCCCGCGGCCCCGACUCGGCCCCGCGCGCCCCGCCAUGGCUGAGGUGGGGGGGGUCUUCGCUUCCUUGGACUGGGAUCUGCACGGCUUCUCCUCGUCUCUGGGGAACGUGCCUUUAGCUGACUCCCCAGGUUUCCUGAACGAGCGCCUGGGCCAGAUCGAGGGGAAGCUGCAGCGCGGCUCGCCCACCGACUUCGCCCACUUGAAGGGGAUCCUGCGACGCCGCCAGCUCUACUGCCGCACCGGCUUCCACCUGGAGAUCUUCCCCAACGGCACGGUGCACGGUACCCGCCACGACCACAGCCGCUUCGGAAUUCUGGAGUUUAUCAGCCUGGCUGUGGGGCUGAUCAGCAUCCGGGGAGUGGACUCUGGCCUGUAUUUAGGAAUGAACGAGCGAGGAGAACUCUAUGGGUCGAAGAAACUCACACGUGAAUGUGUUUUCCGGGAACAGUUUGAAGAAAAUUGGUACAACACCUAUGCCUCCACCUUGUACAAACACUCGGACUCGGAGAGACAGUAUUAUGUGGCCCUGAAUAAAGACGGCUCACCCCGGGAGGGAUACAGGACUAAACGACACCAGAAAUUCACUCACUUUUUACCCAGGCCAGUAGAUCCUUCUAAGUUGCCCUCCAUGUCCAGAGACCUUUUCCGCUAUAGGUAACGGACCCCUAGUGUGACCUCUGUGACCUGUAUACUCUGGGGCCACAGUUGUCUCUGGAAGCACUAUACUCAUAGCUUUUCAAUCUUCUUUCCUAUCAAUUUAGAUAACAGAGAAGCACUUACUGUUCAACUCGACC
This is a messenger RNA of Balaenoptera ricei (Rice's whale), 802 nucleotides long. It is a transcript of the gene FGF16, whose product is annotated as fibroblast growth factor 16. Bases 43 to 666 code for a protein of 207 amino acids. Lineage: Eukaryota; Metazoa; Chordata; Mammalia; Artiodactyla; Balaenopteridae. Gene Ontology annotation, molecular function: growth factor activity; fibroblast growth factor receptor binding. Gene Ontology annotation, cellular component: cytoplasm. Gene Ontology annotation, biological process: animal organ morphogenesis; cell differentiation; positive regulation of protein phosphorylation. The transcript is spliced from 3 exons. The record is from RefSeq and is a predicted model, not a curated record.